AUGAGCAAUUCUGACCACAUUCGUCAUGGAGACCCUCGCGCUGGUGGCAGCACAAGAUCAGAAUCGACAGCCAACGGUACAGCCGAUCUCAGCAACUCCCUCGCGGACGGGACCCUCACCGACUCCAUCGCCGCCGUAGAGGCUGCAUGGGGCAAGGUUGCCAACAACCUCGGGCAGGACCCGGUCUACGUCAUCGCUGCCACCCACGGCAAGCGCGCCGUGGACAACCUCGCCCAGUUCAAGUCGCACAUCAAGGUGCACGAGAUGGACGCCAAGGUCCAGGCGUUCGAGGAGUCGAUCCUCUUCUUCGCGGAAGCGUUCACCAAGCACGGACCCGGCUCCCGCGAGGUUUCACCACUUUUUUCUAGAGCCGCGACCCCUUCCCUCGCGUCCUCGUCCUCGUCUUCGGGCACCAGCUCGUCGGGCUCCAGGGUCGCGUCGCCGCGUUCGUGCUCGCCCUCCCCUGCGGGCUACACCGACCUCCCGUCCCUUGUCCGUUGCGUCACCAACCGCCUUGCGCUCAUCACGGCUGAGGGCGCGACGUACGAGGAUGAGGAGAUCACGGGGAUCCCGGAGCCCAUGAUCGAUUGGAGGAUGGGGGCUCUAGCGGAAGCACAUAUUCGAGGCGUGGCAGGUCGAGACCGCCGCCGUUGA
Messenger RNA from Dichomitus squalens LYAD-421 SS1, 654 nucleotides. RefSeq lists its product as uncharacterized. The transcript is spliced from 2 exons. The record is from RefSeq and is a predicted model, not a curated record. Lineage: Eukaryota; Fungi; Basidiomycota; Agaricomycetes; Polyporales; Polyporaceae. The coding region runs from base 1 to 654 and encodes 217 amino acids.